This is a messenger RNA of Topomyia yanbarensis, 4928 nucleotides long. RefSeq names its product coatomer subunit beta' (gene beta'COP). Gene Ontology annotation, biological process: intra-Golgi vesicle-mediated transport; intracellular protein transport; endoplasmic reticulum to Golgi vesicle-mediated transport. Gene Ontology annotation, cellular component: COPI vesicle coat. The record is from RefSeq and is a predicted model, not a curated record. NCBI's taxonomy places the organism in Eukaryota, Metazoa, Arthropoda, Insecta, Diptera, Culicidae. Bases 1125 to 4097 code for a protein of 990 amino acids. Gene Ontology annotation, molecular function: protein binding; structural molecule activity. The transcript has 16 exons.
GUUUCUGUAUUUAUCGUUCCUCGGUGCCAAACGGAGUGUGAAUUCCCCGGCUCUGCCAGAAGUUUUGUGCGACGGCCUUUUUGGACGCAGAAUUUGCCCCCUGUACCGAACCAGCCUCCGGUGUAUCUCCGGUGUGUGUCGGUCGGAAGUGUCCUGCCGUAGGAAAUCCCGAAGCUUGUUCCGUUCCGAUCUAGUCUGGUCUAAGCUGACGAGUCGCGGCGGUGCGUUCAUCAGAACCAACCAGGCGGCAAAAAGGCAAACACAACCAGCUGGUCGACAGGUUUCCCAGCAGCUUCCGAAGCGCCGGACGGAGAAUUGAUUAUUCAUUCGAGCCGGGGGUUUCCCCAAGUGCAGUAGAGUAGAAAGAUUUAUUCGAUUUGCUCUCGUGGUUACUCCGGGACGUCGUAGUGCUGUUCCGCUACCGGUUUCCAAGUUCAGGGGCUUGAUUCGAUUAGUAUCAGCUCGUUGAUUAUGGUUCAAAUAAUUUAAUUUCACCCCCUCGCUGUGUGGAGCCGGAGUCGCAGCAUUGCAGUCGGUGUGUGCAGGAAAAAAAAGACAAUUUUGGAAUCUCGCUUACGGGUCUGCAAUCAACAGUUUUCAGUUCGAUUGUACCGGUAGAUUCCCUGGAACUUUUCGGGGAGGGAAAAGAAUCGAACUUCCUCGCCAUCGCCUGUGGCCUGUGUUAUUGUUUGAGUGCAUAAAAAUAAAACCAGUGUUGGACCAGUGAGUGAGUGAAUGCGAUUCUUCCGAGUGAUUUGGUGACCAGUGACCCUGAAAAUUUGAACUCGUGAACCAAACUGCAAGCAGACGGGAACGAACGAACGAACGACGGACAGUGAACGAACAGCCAGAACAGAAUCCGCAGAAGCAGAAGAAAUCCGUCAAAGUCAUCGCCAUCUUCUGGGGCCUCUCGAAGGGCUCCCCACUGCUGCCUGCAACUCGAUCGAUAAUCCAAACGUGUGUUUAGAAACUAUCCGGAAGUGAGUCGAAUGCUUGGCGCAAAAGGGCAAUAGGCGAGCCGAACCGAACAUCGUCCUGUCGGACUACCCCCCCCCCUCUUUUCGAAGGGAAAAUAUAGUAAGUAAAAGGAAAAACCACUACUAGCCGGCUAACCGGACCGGAACAUGGGACACUUGAAGAACAAACAGCGACGGCACCAACAAAAGGAAGCAGCUCUCCGACGGGAAGAACGAUUGCGGAAGCAGCUCGAUGAGGUGGACAUUAUGAAUUUGCCACUGCGAUUAGACAUCAAGAGGCGGCUAACGUCCCGCUCGGAUCGAGUCAAAUCGGUCGAUCUACAUCCCACCGAGCCGUGGAUGUUGUGCGCCCUGUACAAUGGGCACGUUCACGUGAUGAACUACGAGAAUCAGCAGCUGGUGAAGGAUUUCGAGGUGUGUGACAUUCCGGUACGAUGUGCUCGAUUUGUGGCUCGUAAAAAUUGGAUCCUGACCGGAUCGGAUGACAUGCAGGUGCGAGUAUUCAACUACAACACCCUGGAGAAGGUACACUCAUUCGAAGCGCACACAGAUUACGUUCGGAGCAUUGCCGUACAUCCGACACAGCCACUGAUUUUGACGUGCAGUGAUGACAUGUUGAUCAAACUGUGGAAUUGGGAGAAGCUGUGGUCCAUGCAGCGGGUUUUCGAAGGUCACACCCACUACGUGAUGCAGAUCGUGUUUAACCCGAAAGACAACAACACAUUCGCCAGUGCGUCGCUGGAUCGAACGGUUAAGGUAUGGCAGCUCGGGUCCAACGUACCCAAUUUUACCCUUGAUGGGCACGAGAAGGGUGUAAAUUGCGUCGAUUACUACCACGGUGGGGAUAAACCAUAUUUGAUUUCCGGGGCCGACGAUCGGUUGGUGAAAAUUUGGGACUAUCAGAACAAAACUUGCGUUCAGACGUUGGAAGGUCAUGCACAGAAUGUUUCGGCAGUAUCGUUCCAUCCGGAGUUGCCGAUUGUGUUGACCGGUUCGGAGGAUGGUACCAUUCGGAUCUGGCACUCGGGCACCUAUCGGCUGGAAACCUCGCUGAACUACGGUUUCGAGCGGGUGUGGACCAUUGCCUGUAUGCGAGGAACUAACAAUGUGGCGCUGGGCUACGACGAGGGUUCCAUCAUCAUCAAGGUGGGCCGCGAAGAGCCAGCCAUGUCGAUGGACGUAAACGGCGGUAAAAUUGUGUGGGCUCGACACUCGGAAAUGCAGCAGGUCAACCUGAAGGCCCUGCCCGAGGGCACGGAGAUCAAAGACGGCGAACGGCUACCGGUGGCCGUCAAAGACAUGGGAGCAUGUGAAAUCUACCCACAGACAAUUGCCCACAAUCCAAACGGACGAUUCGUGGUCGUCUGCGGUGACGGCGAGUACAUCAUCUACACUUCGAUGGCCCUGCGCAACAAAGCCUUCGGUUCGGCACAGGAGUUUGUGUGGGCCUCGGAGAACAGCGAGUAUGCGGUGCGAGAAUCGAGCGGUGCGGUUAAACUGUUCCGCAAUUUUAAGGAACGGAAAAGCUUCACCCCGGAUUACGGCGCCGAAGGAAUUUUCGGUGGACAACUACUCGGUGUCAAAACGUCAUCCGGAUUGUCGUUCUACGAUUGGGAAAAUCUCGAGCUGAUCAGAAGGAUUGAAGUGCAACCAAGACACGUAUUCUGGAACGAAGCCGGCACUCUGGUUUGUCUGGCAACGGAGGACUCGUACUUUAUUCUGCAGGUGGACACCGGUAUGAUUCAGAAUGCGUUGACCACCAAACAACAGCUCAGCGAGGACGGUAUCGAGGAAGCGUUCGAUGUUCUCGGAGAGGUCAGCGAAGCCGUUCGCACUGGACUAUGGGUUGGAGAUUGUUUCAUCUACACAAACUCGGUUAAUCGGAUCAAUUACUACGUCGGUGGUGAGAUUGUUACCAUUUCGCACCUGGAUCGGACAAUGUAUCUUCUUGGCUAUGUACCGAAGGAUAAUCGAUUGUACCUCGGCGAUAAGGAACUGAACGUCACCAGUUUCGCGUUGCUCCUGUCCGUACUCGAGUAUCAGACGGCUGUGAUGCGGCGGGACUUUGUAACGGCCGACCGGGUACUACCGACCAUCCCGAAGGAACAUCGGACCCGGGUGGCACACUUCCUCGAGAAGCAAGGUUUCAAACAGCAAGCUCUACAGGUUUCCACCGAUCCCGAGCAUCGGUUCGAUUUGGCCCUGCAGAUUGGUGAUCUCGACACGGCUCUGGUUUUGGCGCGGGAAUCUGACAGUCCCCAGAAAUGGUCCCAGCUGGCAAGCAUCGCAACCAGUAAGAAUAAAUUCGAUCUGGUUAAGGAGUGUCUCACCAAUGCGAAUGAUUUUGGUGGGCUGUUGUUGCUGGCUACCAGUUCGGGUGAUACCGAUAUGCUCCGGAAUCUUGGCGAAAACGGAGUAUCGCAGGGCAAAUUCAACAUCUCGUUUUUGUCGAUGUUCCUGCUCGGUGAUCUUGAGAAAUGUCUAGAAAUUCUGAUCCAAACCAAUCGGAUACCGGAAGCAGCUUUCUUUGCUAGAACUUACCUACCCAGCAAAAUUUCGUACGUUUUGGACAUCUGGCGGACGGAGCUGGCGAAAAUCAACGAGAAAGCCGGUCAAAGUUUGGCUGAUCCACAGCAGUACGAGAAUCUAUUCCCCGGUUUCUAUGAUUCAGUCAAGACGCAGCAAUUUUUGGCACCGGAACGAUCGACCCUGUUACCGGCUAGUUCGGCUAUUGAUGUCCCACUGAAUAUUGAUCGCAACCCCGUGGCAGAAAUGAAUGCAGCGGAGAAUGAGGGACGGUUCGAUUAUGACCCAAGCGCCAGUACAGAUGGCGAUGUUACGACAGCAGCAGACACGCACAAACCCCCCUCCACCCUAAUCAGCAACAUGAUGGACGCUCCGCUGAAUACAACAUCCGUGGCGGCGUCCAGUAUACUCACGGCUAUAGCAGCGGAAUCCCAACAGCCACCACCCCCAGCAACAACAGCAGCAGCAGCCAAUCCGAUCAUCAAACGGAAGAGCUCACUGGAAGACUUUGAGUCGGAAAUUGAAGCCCUGAACCUGGACGAUAACAUCGACACCUCGGAUGUGAAUAUAGACGAUGACCUGUUGAGUGAUUGAGCGGUGCGCGGCUGUCCCCCUCCGGUAGAAGGUGAAAACGCUACGCAAGCCCCUUCUUUCAGUAGUGCUAGAAGAGUAUAUAGAUCGUAAUGAUAAUUGAUAAAAAAACAAGGAAACAAAACAUUGUACGGAAAAAAACAAAAAAAAAAUGUAGUAGAAGAAGAAUGUUAUUUGAAUGGUUAUACUUGAGCGAUUAGUAGCGCAUGAGAAUAGAAGAAAAACGCAAAAAAAAAACUUGAAGUUUGUAUUAUGUGCAAAUGACGGAAAAAGGAAACAAACGAAAAGUAUUUUAGAACCGAUUGUUUUCGGCACACUUUUUCCCCCUAACACGAGGAAAAACCCUCUCAUAAAUUUAAUUGUGAAUGGGAACCGACGAAGUAAAUAGUAAACGCAAUAGCAUUUAGUAAAUCUUAAUUUCUCUGUAAUUCAAUUUCCUUUCAACAAAAUGGCGAAAUAAUCUACCACUUCCGGGAGAGCAAAAAAAACAUUUAUCUUGUGUCUCACAGUAUGAACAGUUGAAAACAGCAGUAUGUUGACCUAUGUGCAAAGUGAUUCGUUGUUUUUAACUGAAGGUUUUCAAAUGGGCAACAAUCUUACGAGAUGUAAAGAAUCUAGAGAAGAAAAAUGCCCAAUACAUCGCGUGAUGGGAUAACCAGAUAUGAAGUAAAAAAUCAUAUGUUAUUACUUAUCUAUUACCUUUAUUAUGAUUAUUAUUAUUAUUACUGCUAUAAGUGCUAUCCACAUUUUGUCUCUUUAUUAUAACUUAAGAAUCAGAAAGGAAAAGCAUAAGGAAGCAAAUCCAUCAAUAUAAAGAAUUCAGUAUAUAACAAA